AUGAGAAAUGAGCAGCGUCUGGGCCCCAGUCAGCCCGGCGGGCUUUCCAAAUGCGGCGCCGUCAGCAACGGCACAGUGUGCCGCAGAUCCACCCUCAUUGAACCAGAGCGGCUGAAGGACUUUGGUGAGGAGGAGCUUCUCAACGGGGAUGUGAGGGUCCUUGGCACCAAAGUCGUGGUGGUGGGUGGUCCCAAGAUCAUGCUCUUGGAGCCCCCCAAAACUAGACGUGUCAGCGAGUUCCGGAUCGUCCCCAGGCCUCUUGUUGAGUAUCUCCGCUUUGAGGACAUUAGCGCUGCGGCCUUCAGGAUCCAGACAGGGAUACAGAAGACACCCUGCACGUACUCCAGACUGUCGAAGCAGUACGGGAUGGAGAUCUACCUGAAGAAGGAGCACCUGCACUACACAGGCUCUGUGAAGGAGAGAGGAGUCCUGUACCUGCUCACCUCCCUCUCAAAGGCGCAGCAGAGGAAGGGUGUGAUCGUGGCCAGUGACUGUAAUUUCUCCAUGGCCGUGGCCUACCACGGCGUGGAGCUGAAGAUCCCGGUGUUCGUCAUCAUGCCGUCAUGCUGCUCUUCUCCUCGCCUCAGGAUCUACAGAGACUACGGCGCUAUGGUCAUCUCCUACGGCAGCACCAGCCACGACUCGCAGAACCACGCCCGCCACCUGGCCACGGAGAACGGAUACCUCUACCUGGAAGAAGAUGAAAAUGCAGCGUACCUGGCAGGUCUGGGCACUGUGGGCAUGGAGAUCUAUGAGCAAGUGCCCAAACUGGAUGCAGUGGUUGUUCCCGCUGCUGGGCAGUACGGUCUACUGGCCGGUACAGCUGCAGCCAUCAAGCACCUCAACUCGCAAGUUCUUGUCAUAGGAAUUGAACCAGACGGUUUCCCUCUGCUGCUUCAAUCUCUCAAAACCGAUGGUCCAAUCAAAGACCUGCACAGCAACCCCAAUAAGAAACUCUAUGGAGAUCUUAUGGAGCGUUCACUGGGUGUCAACACCUUCCAUUUGGCAAAGAAACUGGUAGAUAAAGUCAUCUCCAUCAGGGAGGAGGACUCUCUGGUGGCAAUGCUGCGGUUUCAGGAGUUUGAACGCUCCACGGUGGACACAGAGGGAGCCAUGGGGCUGGCUGCCAUCUUGGCCGGACAACUACCAGAGCUGAGAGGCAAAAGGGUGGCUGUCGUGGUGAGCAGCGCUAAUAUGGAACUGGAGCUGGUGAGACAGUGUGUGGACCGAGCCCUGGUGCUGGACGACCGGGUCAAGAAGUUCUCUGUGCAGCUGGGAGAAUGGCCAGGAGACAUGGCUAAACUGCUGGACGUUCUGUCCAGAGAGGACGUCAGGUUGUUGGACGUCUGCCAUCGGAGACAGAGUGAGAAGUCCGACCUCUUCAAGGCGAAGGUGGAGUGUGUGGUGGAAACCAGGGAUAAGACACAGAGCGCUCAGCUGUGCAAGACGCUGAGUGAGCGCUACCCGUCUAUAUGCUGGCUGGACCGGUGA
This is a messenger RNA of Cyclopterus lumpus (lumpfish), 1491 nucleotides long. RefSeq names its product L-threonine ammonia-lyase. Gene Ontology annotation, biological process: L-threonine catabolic process; L-serine catabolic process. Gene Ontology annotation, molecular function: threonine deaminase activity; L-serine ammonia-lyase activity. The record is from RefSeq and is a predicted model, not a curated record. NCBI's taxonomy places the organism in Eukaryota, Metazoa, Chordata, Actinopteri, Perciformes, Cyclopteridae. Bases 1 to 1491 code for a protein of 496 amino acids. The transcript has 11 exons.